AUGUGGGCGAGCACCGCAGGCCUCACGGGCCAGAGGCUGCGCACAGCCAUCACCAUCACGUCCGUCAUGGGCUUCUCUCUCUUCGGCUACGAUCAGGGCCUCAUGUCGGGCCUCAUCUCAGGCCAGGAGUUCAACUCAGAGUUCCCGGCAACCGCCAUCCCCGACGGCUCCAGCCCUUCCUACCAGCAACAUGUCUCUGUUAUUCGUGGCGCCGUCACUGCCUGCUACGAAAUCGGAUGCUUCUUCGGUGCCAUCUUUACUCUCGCGGUCGGUGAGAAGAUCGGCCGUACUCGUCUUUGCCUGGCUGGCGGUAUCAUUCUCAUUGUCGGCGCCAUCAUCUCCACGGCUUGCUUCAAGGGCAACUGGGCGAUGGGACAGUUCAUCGUGGGACGAGUCAUUUCUGGAAUCGGUAAUGGCAUGAACACCGCGACGAUCCCCGUUUGGCAGUCGGAGACUUCCCAGGCAAAGAACCGAGGACUGCUGGUCUGCUUGGAGGGCGCGGUCAUCGCUGUUGGAACCUUUGUCGCCUACUGGAUCGAUUUCGGCCUCAGCUACGUCGACAGCUCCGUCCAAUGGAGGUUCCCUGUGGCCUUUCAGAUCGUCUUUGCCGUCAUCAUGUGCAUUGGCAUGUCCGUCUUGCCUGAAUCUCCACGCUGGCUCGUCAAGAAAGGCUACGAGGUCGAAGCGUGCAAGGUCCUUGCCGCUCUCCACGACACCAACGAGGAUGAUGAGCGUGUGCUCACCGAUCUCAACCUCAUCAAAGCCGAUGUCAAGUCUUCUGGCAACAGCAAUGGUUUCAGCUAUCUCUUCACCACUGGCAAGACGCAAGAGUUCCAGCGUAUGCUCAUUGGAUCGAGCACGCAGUUUUUCCAGCAAUUCACGGGUUGCAAUGCCGCAAUCUACUACAGCACGCUGCUCUUCGAACAAACGAUUGGCCUGGGGCAUCGCCUCUCCCUCGUUUUGGGAGGCGUGUUUGCUACUGUCUACGCUCUCUUCACUAUUCCGUCCUUCUUCAUGAUUGAGAAGGUCGGUCGUCGCAAGCUCUUCCUCGUCGGCUUUCUGGGUCAAGGAUUGUCCUUCAUCAUCACCAUGGCAUGUCUGAUCGAUCCGACCACGGAAAAUGCCAAGGGUGCGGCGGUCGGCAUCUACCUCUUCAUUGCCUUCUUCGCCUUCACUAUCCUCCCAUUGCCUUGGAUCUACCCUCCAGAGAUCAACCCUCUGCGCACCCGUACUGCCGCCGCUGCUGCCUCAACCUGCACCAACUGGAUCUGCAACUUCGCCGUCGUCAUGUUCACGCCGGUGUUCGCCGAUGCCAGCCCGUGGGGCAUGUACCUCUUCUUUGCCCUUGUCAACAUGCUGGCUAUUCCCGUUGCUUGGUUCUUCUACCCAGAAACCGCCGGCAGACAUCUUGAGGAGAUCGACCUGAUCUUCGCCAAAGCGCAUGCCGAGAAGAAGUGGGCCUUCACUGUUGCCAAUGAGAUGCCCCGACUUGAUUACCAGGAGAUGAAGACCAUGGCCCACACGCUCGGUAUCCGUGAGGUUGGAGAGGAUUACGUCGAGGAGGGUGACGCUGAAGGCUACAAUGAGAAGGGCGGCUCGUCUGACGAUGAGAAGGUCGCUGCUUGA
This is a messenger RNA of Zasmidium cellare ATCC 36951, 1626 nucleotides long. RefSeq lists its product as uncharacterized. Lineage: Eukaryota; Fungi; Ascomycota; Dothideomycetes; Mycosphaerellales; Mycosphaerellaceae. The coding region runs from base 1 to 1626 and encodes 541 amino acids. The record is from RefSeq and is a predicted model, not a curated record. The transcript is spliced from 2 exons. Gene Ontology annotation, cellular component: membrane. Gene Ontology annotation, molecular function: carbohydrate:proton symporter activity. Gene Ontology annotation, biological process: transmembrane transport; carbohydrate transport.